AUGCAAGUUGUUCAGACUACAAGUCAGUUAGAGAUGAACAUUGUAUUUUUGGAAAUAUGCUCCUGAGAGGAACAAGAAUAGCGGUACAAAGGAAAUUUGGAGCGAGAGUAACUGGGUUAGGUCAUGACUUCAUCCAGGAAUGUUGAGAAUGAAACAGCGAUGUGGUGACUAGAACUUGAUAAGGAAGCCAAGAUCCUUUGCAAAACAUGUCAUGGGCGACAAGUUGGGAGUGGAUCAAGCAGUCCUAACCUCGCCACAUGACUGAGGUGCCUCUAGGAUCCUAGCAAGAAAUUGCGAUUCAUUUCAUAAGUCCAUCGCCUUCUGGAGACUACGUUUUCGCUGUGACUGACUAUUACAGUGGAUACGUGAAAAUUAUUAUUGACAAGAAACUCAGUUAAAGUGGCCAUCAGUAGCUUAUCGAAGAUGUUUGCCACCCAUGGAUUUCCCUAUACUGUGAUAAGUGAUACUAGUUCCCAUUUUUGUGACAGAAUCGUUUGAAACAUUCUUAAAGGACAACGGAAUUAAGCACAGGAAAACCACUCCGCUUUGGCCCAGACCAAUGGUAAGAUUGAAAGCCAAAAAAAGGUCACUCCUAAAAAGAAUGCUGAAGGCACAGGUGGAGGGAAAGAAAUGGAAAGAGGCAGUCAUGAAAUAUCUAGUUGCCUCUCGGGACACGCCUUACAAAGUACAGGUGUGCUUAUCAGAGCUGUUGUUUGAAAGGAAGUUGGACACAAAACUUCCCAGUCCAGGUUGGGACAGAGACCAAGACAUAAAAGGUCAAGAUGAAGAAGUGUACGGACAAAAUGCGUAAUGCCGAUGAAAGCAAUUUGAUGGCAGGAGACAGGGUCCUCCUAAGGCAAUUGCAACUACGGGCAAACAAGUGGACUGCUAGUUUGGAACUCAGCAGUACGCGCUCAUUGACAAGUGUGGCAGCAGUGUUGUGAUCGAGAUGCGAGGUCGAGGAAAUUUAGAAAUACAAUAUACCUGAAUUUGUAUCAUAAAAGAGACAGGUGGUCAAGAGAAAUCUAUGUUCCAUGAGAAAGACGGUGAAACUGAUCCAGGAAUGGAACCAAGUGAUAAGGAACACUCCAGGCAGAGGGAAACCAUCCCAUGGCUGCCAAGUUUCCAGGACCAGUGUGGACAAGACAUACGCCACAGAGAUUUGAGGAUUUCGUUCUUGAUUGAACGUUUAAUGUUUAUUUGACUGAAAGGGGCAUUAAUCGUUACGCUUGGCAUUUGUUACUCAACAAUUAAGGAAUGAGGCUGGGUAUCUUAUGAAGAAUUGUUGAGAUCGAGGAGGGUGUUAUCGGCCGAGGCAAAUAACACCCUCCGAGAUCUCCAUAAUUCUUUAUAUGAUACGAAAGCCGAAUUCAAUAAUUUUUUAUUAUUCAUUCAAAAUAAUUCCUAGUUUAAAAACAUGGCUAAAUCAUGCUUACCUCCAUCGAUCCAUCGAUGUUAAGUUCAUCUUCGAUAGUGCACGUUUUAUAGGGUUGUUCAGCUCCGCAAAUAUUCUCCAAAUAGCAGAUGUCGCCCUUCGAGUUGUCAUCUUGCUGUUCUUGCCAUGUUUUUAGCUGUUAUUUCGCCUAGUUCUUACUCUUGAAACGAGUGAAAUGCUCGCCAUUUUUGUUUCCACACCCAAAACAACUCAACCUCGUCCCCAGGUCUUCUCGGUUAACGGUGCAUUAACCUCCAAAAACGCUGCAUUUUUGACGUCAUUUCCUCGCUAAACACAAAAUUCUUCCAAAUUUGGUCAUCAGCAACUGGUUAUGGUGAAUUAUGCGUGUGCUUUUAGCCAGUCAGAAUCGGGGAAAAAUUUUGAAUGAAUAAUAAUGAAUGUUUACUCAGGUUUGAUAAAUUUUAUUUUCAUUGAUCUCGGAUGGCUUUUGAGUGAAAGGAACAUUCAGUGUUGAACUUGACAUUUGUUAUUAAACGUUUAUUAGUUAAAUUUGAUCAAUUCAUCUCAGGUUUUGCUUUUGAGACUUCUUACUUGCCGUUUAAGGUAAUUCCCUUGUUUUGCACGGCGCACCCUCUACUACGCGUGAUAUUGCGACAUCCAAGAUGGCGGCGGUUAUUUCCGCUAGUGCGAAAGGAACAAACAAGGGCCACUUUUGCAGAGCUAAAGCUUUUAUUCGCAAUACUGCCGCAGAUCGGCUGAGAGCUUCCUGGUCUGCAAUUGACAAACAAAGAAAUGAAAAAAAAAUGUGUGUGAUCCCGAAGUCUGCAGUGGUGUUUCACUUUGCAGCCGUCGAGUUGUGGAAUUAAAUUUAAAAAUGUCCUGGCUGAGGCUUUGGAUGGGGCUGUGAAUCCUAUGGGACAGCUCUACGGCUCUCCAACAGUGUCUGGCCUAGGAUCGCUACUGUGCAUAUGUUGUUCAAACUCCAAGUUUGGAGAGACGAAUAUUUGUGGAACAAAUAAGACCCACCGUUACCAGAACCACGCGUGGAAGACCAAUCUUUGAUGUAAACACGAAGUUUGCUGCUGAAUUCACAUCUUGCUGUGUAUGUUUUGGCAAUAUCAAGCACAUAAAAACAACCGAAAACAAGCUUGAUCUCGAGUGCAUACUUCGAACACGAUGGGCUUUAUUUUGUAUCUCGCCCCAGUCCCCGCCGCGCAAAUUAUCCAUCUUGACUGCGAUCUCAAAACCGUGCCCACCUUUCACGGCAGUUUGUGAGGAAACAAGCACGGUGACCUCCGAUUUUGUUUUUCAGUUAAUUGCUAAGAACAGUCUAAUAAAGAACACCUUUGAAGAAGAAAAAAAGUUUGACAGUAGAACAUGAUUUUUUUUUUUGGAAAAUAGUUCCGUACUGGGUGUAUUUAGGCCAAGGCGAGGCAAAUCAAAGAUAACAAAAUAAAUAAAGUAACGAGCUAACCACGGAACUGCCCAAAAAAAGUGCAAUAUCCCCACAACCAAGCAAUCAAAAACGGUUUAAAUGAAGCAAUACUGCUUAUUUGAAUAUGAAAGAAGCUUUAUUUUCAGGAUAAAAUUUUGUGUGUUUCAAGUAACAAAGACUUACCUUGGUAAUUCUGUAUGAAGGUAAUUCGAAUUUUUAACGCCCAACCAAUAAAAAUACCCCAGUUUAAGAGCCUGCUGACGGGUAAACAAGCACGGUGACCCCAUCUUUUUAUUGCAUUUUUUUAAUAUUCAUAUCAUAAAUGUUGAUUAUGCCAAGUUUCCAAAAAAGUUUGAAAGUAAAACCGAUUUCAAGGGAAUUACCUUAAGUUUAUAAUGUCAUAUCUGUUCCCUCUAUUAGAAGGGGAGAGCAGUGUAGGAUCUUUCGUGUAGUUUUUACAUGGAGUUUACAUGUGUAUAUUUUGUGCAGUGUAACAUGACGUAUGGGGCUCGCAAGAGGGUCGAUCGGCCGUGUUUUAUUAAAGCAUUUUCGUUGUGUUUCAAUUCGUGUCCAUCGAGCUGUAUAUUUAUCGAGAUUUUACAGAGGUGAUAAAUUCAAACUGUUGA
Porites evermanni is the source of this 3457-nucleotide messenger RNA. The record is from the annotation of a GenBank genome assembly. NCBI's taxonomy places the organism in Eukaryota, Metazoa, Cnidaria, Anthozoa, Scleractinia, Poritidae.